AUGGCUGGUAGUGGUGGUAGUGGUGGUGGUCAUAGUGGUGGUGGUAGUGGUGGUGGUCAUAGUGGUGGUGGUAGUAGUAGUGGUGGUAGUAGUAUUGGUGGUGAUGGUAGUAGUGGUGGUGGUGAUGGUAAUAGUGGUGGUGGUGAUGGUAGUAGUGGUGGUGGUAGUAGUGGUGGUGGUAGUGGUAGUAGUGGUGGUGGUGGUAGUAAAGCUAUUCCACCACGAGCAAACAAUGAUUAUUAUGUAGCAAAAUUAAACCCCGAGAACUGA
Lodderomyces elongisporus is the source of this 270-nucleotide messenger RNA. RefSeq lists its product as uncharacterized. Lineage: Eukaryota; Fungi; Ascomycota; Pichiomycetes; Serinales; Debaryomycetaceae. The coding region runs from base 1 to 270 and encodes 89 amino acids. The transcript has 2 exons. The record is from RefSeq and is a predicted model, not a curated record.